GCGUGUGUGGGCAGAUAAUAUAGACAUUCUGAUGGUGAGCGGCGAUGCUCGUGGCCCUCCCCCCACCACCCCUCACCCCUCCACAGACAAAAGCUGUGAGCAGCUGUGACAGGUUCCUAGCGUCUGUGUCAGUCGGUCUGUGCUCGCCUUGACUUCAACAUGGAUGCGAUCAGAGCGUGGUCAUCUCUCGCUGUUGUCUUCUUUCUGACAGGGAGGAGAAGACAGCGACAAUUCCGAAGAUAACUCCCUCCUUACGAACACCGGUCCUAGACGUGGUGACCUCCGACCCCACCCUGAAUUUUGGUUCAGGUAUCGCCCCGUCAGGUCCGCACGUACUCAUGCCCACAUCCACAAAAGACAAGUAGCAAUGGAACCAACAACAGCAGCAACAGCAGCAACAGCAAGAACAGCAGCAGCAUCAUCUGGAGCGUCUGAGCGGCCUGGUACAUCUACUGGUACUCAAGACACAAGCAGGAGAUACCCGAAUACCUCUCCGCUUACAAUCACACCGUCCAGAAAAAGGGUGACGUCAACUGGAAGACCGAUGACGUCAUACAGGACGACGACGACGACGACGUCAGCCAGGCCAAGGAUGACGUCAUGGACGUCGUCGAUAUCCACAGCAGGGCCAGGUUGGCUCACAGACAGAGGAACGCAGACAUACCCGCCCAUGCCACAGACGACGACCUUAUCACGAUCUACAACAAAACCUUCCGAGACGAUGACGACAACGAUUACGAAGACAACAGUAUCGAUGACGCCAAAAGUGGUACCAACGCAACGAACAUCAACAGCAAAAGCAGAGUCGGUGUGGAGGUCAACAACUGUGAAAGCCUAUGGUAGCAACAACAACAUUGGCAGCAGCAGCAGUGGCAAUAACAACAACAACAACAACAACGACAACAACAACAAUAAUAACAACAGCAACAACAACAACAACAACAGCAACAACAACGGAAACAAAGUCACAGACACCAGCACGAGUGAUUCGAAGACUGGUCAGUCUCAUGGCGACCACACCGACUGCCCCAGUCCGGAAGGUCCGACCACUGACUUCGGCCGCCACGGCGUAUUGGCUUUCUCCAUCAGCUUGGCCAUAGCCUUCCUUUUGCUCUAUGCUAUUCUCAUGAUCAUCUUCGUGCCCAGAAUCAUGUCCAGAAGGAUGAAAAUGGACAAGAAAAACAGACGUAAACAAAGCCCCGAGAUCCCCGGAAUGUUCACGAGUCUGACUGGUCACUCUGACCUAGCCUCAGAUCCAGGCAUUCUCUUGACCGCCCCAGAAAAAGGCACUGCCACACCAUGUGCCAUCGAGGUAGUGGACGAAAAAGACAAAGGAGAGGACCGACCUUCCAGCGACUUAGAUAACAAAGUGUCCACUUUCCUGCUCCGACAAGCAUCCCAGAAAGGGACGGAAAACGACUCCAACUCCAACUAUGAGACACAACAAAACAACAUGGCUGAAAUUGAGAAGACAGCGACAGAAAAAAACGAACAGACAUCUCGUCCUAAUGAGACAACGCCUACCGAACAGACGACUCCUAUUGAGACAACGCCUACCAAUGAGACAACGACUACUAAACAGACGACUCCUAUUGAGACAACGCCUACCAAUGAGACAACGCCUACUGGUGAAGCCGUUCUCGACAAGAGUCCAGAAAGCACUGCGAAUGAUGAUGUCAAGAAUGCAAUGAGUGAUGUGGAAGCUACGUCCGUAGUCUAGAGAGAUCCUUGGGGGUCGGGGUGGGUGGGGGCGGGUGGAGGGGGGGGGAGAACAACGGUGUAAUUAGGGUCUCAUCUGAUUCCAGCUAUCACACAACAGAGCCAGAAAAGAAAAGAAAUGAAAAGUAAAAAAA
Messenger RNA from Aplysia californica (California sea hare), 1853 nucleotides. RefSeq names its product myb-like protein J. NCBI's taxonomy places the organism in Eukaryota, Metazoa, Mollusca, Gastropoda, Aplysiida, Aplysiidae. The record is from RefSeq and is a predicted model, not a curated record.